AUGACUUCAAAGCGCGGAAGGAAGAAAAAUAUUACCAAUGCAAAUAAUAAAUCUGUUAUAUCUCUUCGAGAAAUGCUUGAAAAAGAUAUUGAUAAUUUAGUGGUCAAUGAAACUUUACCUUUAAUUGCAAAUAAUGAAAAAAGGCGUCAACAGAGAUCUGUAAUAAAUUUGAAACAGUUACCAACUUCACUAAAUGUACCAAUUCAAAAUGACUCAAUGCCAUCAACAUCUGGAUCAAGUACAAAAGCAAUAUCAUCUCAAUAUACUGAAAAGACAACUAUUGAAUCUAGUAUUAAACAGAAGAAAUUUGAUGAAUUUAAUGAUUUACUAACUAAAUAUAUUAAAUCCAAUGCAAAUACUCAAUCUAUUCUCGAAAAAAUACUUGAAGAACAGUUGAGACAACGUACCACAAUCGAAGUAAUAGAAAAGAGUAACACGAAAUUGAAAUGUGAAAUUUUUGAAAAUCGUAAACUUAUUCAAGAGAUAUUUACAAAUUUUACAGUAGGACCAUUAAAUACUGAGCAAACACAACAAGAGGGAAAGGCUCUAAUGACAGAAGCAUGUCAUAAGUUAUUCCAAACUAACAAAAAUCCAUCAGAUGCAGAAAUUGAACGUUGUCACCCCGUCUGCCACCCGGCGGUAAAUAAAGUUCCCUGCUUCUGUUAUAUGUACUCUCAGCGAAAUAUUCAUAUUCUUGCUUGGUUUAGUUUUAAAUCUUUAACUUAA
Rhizophagus irregularis DAOM 181602=DAOM 197198 is the source of this 726-nucleotide messenger RNA. RefSeq lists its product as uncharacterized. NCBI's taxonomy places the organism in Eukaryota, Fungi, Glomeromycota, Glomeromycetes, Glomerales, Glomeraceae. The record is from RefSeq and is a predicted model, not a curated record.